This is a messenger RNA of Perkinsus marinus ATCC 50983, 490 nucleotides long. RefSeq lists its product as hypothetical. The record is from RefSeq and is a predicted model, not a curated record. The coding region runs from base 24 to 431 and encodes 135 amino acids. The transcript has 4 exons. NCBI's taxonomy places the organism in Eukaryota, Perkinsozoa, Perkinsida, Perkinsidae.
AGUACUCUUCGUUGUUGUUUCCCAUGGUCCAAUAUAAUCAACGUCGAAGUGGUAGUAAAGGAGGGAAGGGUAAAGGAGGACGAGGAGGGGACUCUAUGACUAGACGCUCUGGUUGGAAGAAUUCUGGGAGGAAGGGGGGUAAAGGAGGGGGUAAGGGAAGGAAAGAGCAUGUUACUGCUGAGCAACUUGAUGAGGCCUUAUUACGCUAUAAGGGGGAGGAUGCUCUGGCUAAGAAGUAUGAUGAGGAUCUAGAAAAGUAUUUUGAGAGGGGUAGGGAGGAGAAGGAGGAGGAGGAGCAUACCACUCCUGAGACUAAUGCCGAACCAGAUGCUACUACAGCUUAUGAGGCUUCCGAUGAAGCAACAGCAGCAGCAGGUGGUAAUACGACUAAGGCCGCCGUUGAGGAAGGAGAGGAGGAAGCCACUGCGUGAGGGAAAUUAGUAUUAGUAGUAGCAGUCGGCGGUGCCGACGACCGUUGGGGUACAUUAUA